GGACAGCUGGGGACGGAGGGAGCAAGGCGAGGGAGACAGGAGAGUGUUGGUGUAGGAGGCGGCGUGACACUCCUAAAAAUAACCUCCCAACUCCCGGAGCUUUAAGGUGGAGAGGCAAGGCGUCUCCCUUCAUUCCCCUGCAGGACUCCGCCACGCCACGCCGCCGCCCACAGAUUUUGAGCUAACGCUGACAAUGUGUGACGACGGAGCCAGCGGUCUGGUGGUCGACAAUGGCUCCGGGAUGGUCAAGGCUGGCUUCGCCGGCGACGACGCUCCCAGGGCCGUCUUCCCCUCCAUCGUUGGCCGCCCGCGUCACCAUGGAGUGAUGGUAGGCAUGGGGCAAAAGGACGCUUAUAUUGGAGAUGAGGCCCAAAGUAAGCGAGGCAUCCUGACUCUCAAGUACCCCAUUGAGCAUGGCAUUGUAACAAACUGGGACGACAUGGAGAAGAUCUGGCACCACACCUUCUACAAUGAACUUCGUGUCGCACCUGAGGAGUCUCCCGUCCUCCUCACUGAGGCUCCUUUGAACCCAAAAGCCAACCGUGAGAAGAUGACCCAGAUUAUGUUUGAAACUUUUGCUACCCCCGCCAUGUACGUAGCCAUUCAGGCCGUGCUGUCCCUGUACGCCUCUGGCCGUACCACUGGUAUUGUGCUGGACUCUGGCGACGGCGUCACCCAUACUGUGCCCAUCUACGAAGGUUAUGCUCUCCCUCACGCCAUCAUGCGUCUGGACCUGGCUGGCCGCGACCUGACUGAUUACCUCAUGAAAAUUCUCACUGAACGAGGCUACUCCUUCACCACCACCGCAGAACGUGAGAUCGUUCGUGAUAUGAAAGAAAAACUUGGUUACGUCUCGCUAGAGUUCGAGAACGAGAUGUCGACAGCUUCACCAUCAUCAGACAAGUCCUAUGAGCUACCUGACGGGCAAGUGAUCGACAUUGGGAACGAGCGUUUCAGGUGUCCCGAGUCGCUCUUUCAACCCUCGCUGCUCGGGAUGGAGGCGGAUGGCAUCCACGACACCGUGUACAACUCAAUCAUGAAGUGUGAUGUUGACAUCAGGAAGGAUUUAUAUGCCAACAUUGUCAUGUCUGGCGGCUCCACCAUGUACCCGGGAAUGUCUGACAGGCUGCAGAAGGAACUAACUUACCUAGCUCCUGCCACCAUCAAAAUCAAGAUUAUCUCUCCACCUGAACGCAAGUACUCAGUGUGGAUCGGUGGCUCCAUCUUGGCCUCCCUUUCAACCUUCCAGGCUAUGUGGAUCACCAAGGAAGAGUACGAAGAGUCAGGACCUGCAAUAGUCCACCGAAAGUGUUUCUAGUCAGAGAGGUACACAGUCUUCACUAAUUCGUUGGGACCAAAACAUUAUCUCAUUUCUGUAUUCAUGUUCAUCAGUGUAUACCAGUUAAGAAUGUAAGAAUAUUUAUAUUAAUAAAAAAAUAAAAGUAG
This is a messenger RNA of Eriocheir sinensis (Chinese mitten crab), 1446 nucleotides long. RefSeq lists its product as uncharacterized. Bases 194 to 1318 code for a protein of 374 amino acids. The record is from RefSeq and is a predicted model, not a curated record. The transcript is spliced from 2 exons. NCBI's taxonomy places the organism in Eukaryota, Metazoa, Arthropoda, Malacostraca, Decapoda, Varunidae.